Thelazia callipaeda (thelaziosis nematode) is the source of this 753-nucleotide messenger RNA. The record is from the annotation of a GenBank genome assembly. Lineage: Eukaryota; Metazoa; Nematoda; Chromadorea; Rhabditida; Thelaziidae.
AUGAAAAUAAUAAUGGUUGUGGUUGUUUGUAUUUCUCACGUCCUUUGUCCACCACUAAGAGAUCUCCCAGGUUACAGUGACCUUGGAGUACGACCUGAAUUAGCUACUUCAUCAAAAUUUGCAUCAUUUGUUUUGGGAAGAGCUUCAAAGCCAGUUCACAAGCAUGCGUUCAUCGAGGUACCUUUACCAGAUGGCAAAGUAUUGCAAGUCCCCAAGGGUAUUUAUCAUUACUCGGAACGAUCUCAGCAUUUUGAUACAGAUGCAGCCAUACCACAGUUAGAACGUCCUUUCCAGGCUUUUGGAUCUCACAAGACGCAUAUUAACAACGUUAAUGGAGUAUAUUUACCAUUACCAUUUGGAAUGGAUCCAAUAAACUUACAAUUUAUUACUGAACAAACUAAAGGUGGAAGUUUGACAAGCGAUGUGAAAUCAGGUAUUGAUGGACGUGUAAGACAAGCUCUCAAUGAUGUCCGAAAAAAAUGCUUUAAAAUGGUUGAUAGAGCUUGUGAGCUAGCAUUGACAAAAUAUUAUGAAGCUCGAGCAAUGCAAAUCGAACAAGAUGAUACCACACUACAGGAGAAACUGCUUCAGAUGGGCACCGAUGUAAUCACUGAAUUGGGCUCUAAAACGCUUGAUUACAAUGGUUUGGGGGUGCUGGUAGGUAUGCCUGGUAUUGAACCAGUAUAUCUAGGUGCUGGAAUGGAUCGCAGCGCUGAUAGUCUUACAGAAUUUGAUAUGAGUUUGCCGUAUUAA